Molecule: messenger RNA, 1650 nt
Organism: Caenorhabditis briggsae
Lineage: Eukaryota; Metazoa; Nematoda; Chromadorea; Rhabditida; Rhabditidae
Gene: Cbr-sex-1
Product: Protein CBR-SEX-1
Exons: 8
Coding region: 1-1650 (549 amino acids)
Biological process (GO): regulation of DNA-templated transcription
Molecular function (GO): sequence-specific DNA binding; DNA-binding transcription factor activity; zinc ion binding
Source: RefSeq, a predicted model, not a curated record
AUGAGCUACGAGUGUAUGGAGUACCCAACGAUGGGUGGUACCGACACGCCUUUAUCCAUUUGCACAUCAACUCCAGCAUACUACAGCCCCACUAACAAAGGAAUGCCACAAUCGGAUCAGCAGCCACACACGUCGAAUGCUCAGUGGACGACGACGCACAGUCAGAACAACAUGCCAUACAUCAAGGAAGAAUUCCCGUCAGAGUAUCGAAUCUCAACUGGAUCAUCUGCACGGGCCCAGACUGCAAAUUACGUAGAUUCGGGAGCACCAAACGGACGCUUCUUCAACAACGUCAACGGCUACAACGCUCAACAUCAUCAUCAGCAGCAGCAGUUCUUUGAAUCCAGAGCAAGUGUGAGCUCGCCGGCGACAAGUGCGUCCCUCUCCAACUCGUCUCUGUCCCCAGAGUCUAUCAGCAGCGGACCUGUUGUUGUCAAUCCUCGACACCACCAUAUCACCAAAGUGACCACCUACUGCCGCAUCUGUGGUGACAAAGCCAGUGGUUACCAUUAUGGAGUGACAUCAUGCGAAGGAUGCAAGGGAUUCUUCCGUCGGAGCAUACAGCGAAAGAUUGAUUACCGGUGUUUGAAACAGCAAUUCUGCGAAAUCCGCCGUGACAGCCGCAACCGAUGUCAGUACUGUCGAUUCAAAAAGUGUCUUGACGCCGGGAUGUCGAAAGAUUCUAUCCAGAUAUCAACUCAAUUCUUUUUUCCAGCAGUUCGUCAAACCAAGAGAAACAAACCGCCAACUUCUGAUAGAACAGUAUCAUCCACUGUCAAUGUGGAGCCGGAUGACCACAUCAUUUGCGCUGAUCGUAUUAUUGAUCUCCAUUUGAAAACUUGCAACUAUACGUCACAAAAAGUGGCGACGAUGAUGAGAAAGCCGUUCAACUUGGCUCUUGGACCAGACCACGACACAAACCGACUCAACGCCUGGAAAGUGUUUGGUCAUAAUAUCGAAAUGGAGGUUCAAAAUGCCAUCUACUUUGUGCGCGACAUUCCACGCACGGAAUUUGUCUCCGGUGAUGACAAGGCUGCGCUUCUUAAGAAGAACAUUUUUGGAAUCUACCUCUGUAGAAUCUUCCGGUCCUUGUCAGAAGAAGGAAUGGUUAUGCAUGAUGGUCGCGUUACCAAUGUGCCAACUCUUCGUCUGCUUUUUGGAUGCCUAGCCGACGAGAUGAUUCAAUUUGCGGUUUACUGCCGCAACAUCGGAGUCUCUGACGCUGAUAUGGCGAUCCUGGCUGCUCUCGUCUUGGUUCAACCAGCCGGUCUGGAUUAUAGACAGGACGUGCAGAACAAGGGUCCCCCAGGGCUCGCACAACUCAUCCAAUUCUUCCAAAACAUGAUGCACAAGAAGCUAUGCAGCCAUCCGAAUGGAUAUGACAUUGUUUUCAAUUUCCACAAACUCGUUCCCGCCUUGAACGGAAUUAAUAACAUGCUCGAUGAAGCCUUUGUCAAAUUUCUUCGAGAUCACAAAGAAUCGUUGAGCCUUCCUGCUCUUUUCCUUGAAGUCUUCAGAUUGAAUGAGCGUCCACAACAAUCUCCAGUCUACUAUAACCAGGAGAACCAAUAUGUUGUGCCACAAGACUGCAGAAUGGCUUCUGGUGACCAACAGGAGCAAUUGAUGGUUGUUCCAAAACCUGAGAUUUAG